CUCUCUCUCCCUCUCUCUCCCUCUCUCUCUCUCUUCCAAGAUUCAGUGCAAUGGUGAAUUGAAUUUCAGGGCAAAGAUCAAAAUGGAGACAAGAAAGAGAUUUUCGUACAGGAAGAUUUACGUAGCAUAUGGUUUUCUUAUAAGCCUCAUUGGCAAUGGGAAUUUUGCUACUGCUCUUUCAAUCACUGUAACAGAUUUGGAAUGUGUCUCCGAGCAAGUUUUGUAUGAGGGAGAUACCAUCUCCGGAAACUUUGUUGCUAUCGACCAUGACAUCUUCUGGAGUUCUGAUCAUCCCGGUAUCGAUUUCACUGUGAAGACUCCUGGAGGUACCACAGUGUUCUCUCUAAAAGGAACAUCGGGGGAUAAGUUUGAGUUCAAGGCGCCGCAGAGUGGAAUCUACAAGUUCUGUUUUCGCAAUCCGGUUUCAACUCCGGAGACUGUAUCUUUCUACAUCCAUGUUGGCCACAUCCCAAAUGAACAUGACUUGGCUAAAGACGAACAUAUGGACCCUCUUAAUAUCAAGAUUGCUGAGCUGAGGGAGGCAUUGGAGUCUAUAACAACAGAGCAAAAGUACCUUAAAGCACGAGAUGCCAGGCAUCGAUAUACAAAUGUUAGCACCAAAAAACGUGUGAUCUACUUCACACUUGCAGAGUACAUUGUGUUUGCUGCUGCAAGUGCCCUUCAAGUGGUGUACAUCCGCAAUCUGUUCAGCAAGACGGUUGGCUACAACAGAGUUUAAGCUUCCUCAUUUUCCUUGAUUAAUCUUUUUUUUUUCUUCUUAUAAAUUCAUAAUAACUAUCUUGUUCUCUCUUUUUCUCGGUAACUUUUGAAACUUCAGCUAAAUAAGGCAAACUUACUUAGCACAUUUCAAACACUUCAACACACAAAUUUUCCUUUCCGUUUCAUUUUCAA
Molecule: messenger RNA, 912 nt
Organism: Prunus avium (sweet cherry)
Lineage: Eukaryota; Viridiplantae; Streptophyta; Magnoliopsida; Rosales; Rosaceae
Product: transmembrane emp24 domain-containing protein p24beta3-like
Source: RefSeq, a predicted model, not a curated record